AUGGCUGGAGAAAAAAGACGACGGAAGAAGGUGAGAACAAACGACGCUUCAUGGUCAUCGUCGUCUGAAGAUGAGAUGGAAAUUGAUAAUUCCAAGGAGAUAGUACAGCGUGAAGACGAAAUUAGCGAGCUGUCUGACUCUGAUUUCUCUCAGCCGUCUGAUGAAGAGCCUUCACAUCAAGAGGAGAACCCGAGAACUCUGAUCCAUAAGGCUCCCGCGGCACCAGCCUCUGAAGAUUUCAACCAGUUUCUUUUGAAUAUGGUCACUUCAGAAUUCGGCGAUGACUUGGAAGCCCUUCGCAAAGCCAACGACUUCGGGCCAGGAUCUAUUGAGCUGCUGAUCUCUGGUCUUAAACAGGGCGUGAAUAUUUUCUCUCCUGAACAAAGAAAAAUGCUUUUGGCAGACAAAUAA
Messenger RNA from Wickerhamiella sorbophila, 411 nucleotides. Its product is annotated as Ribosome assembly protein 3. The transcript has a single exon. Gene Ontology annotation, cellular component: preribosome, large subunit precursor. The record is from RefSeq and is a predicted model, not a curated record. NCBI's taxonomy places the organism in Eukaryota, Fungi, Ascomycota, Dipodascomycetes, Dipodascales, Trichomonascaceae. Bases 1 to 411 code for a protein of 136 amino acids. Gene Ontology annotation, biological process: ribosomal large subunit assembly.